GUCGUGUUGUGUUGAGGGGAUACGUCUAUUAUAUAUGAUAGAGUGCUUUUUGUGUAUAACACCACCCCCAGGGGACGAGCGUCCCACUGAACAGUUUCCAAUGUUGCCAAGUAUGCAUUGUCAAAUUAAUUACUCCCUCGCGCGUGCGCAUACCUGUGCAGUAUCUCUCCCACAACACACUGGUUUGCGUCUCUUCACCAUCCUUGUUAGUUUACUAACCAUGUUGAGGUUGUGUGUAAUUCGUGGUGUCUGCCGGAGUUUCUCGGCCCGUUCCGUUAGCAGGUCCAGAUUUGGAGUGAGGAUUCUGAGGUGUGACAGAGAGCCGGUGCCGACCGGUAGCAAUUGGAUCAUUACUACUAGGGAUGGAAGUAGCAGCAGCAUCCAGGUUGGCAAACACCCAAACAGAACAGGAAGUCGACUCGGGGCACAAGAUUUUAUCAGGGAAUCUAUCCAGAAGUCAAAGAAAGAGAUUGCUGCAUUACAGAAAAGCCGACCUGCUUUCAACCCAGUUCUUGCUAUUAUACAGCUAGGCAAGGAUGAUCAAGUGUUGGAAAUGAACAAGAAGAUUGCUGCUGAGAUUGGAUUAAAUGUCAUCCAUAUCUGCCUGCCCAGGGAAUGCAGUGAAGAUGAGGUUGUGGAGGAGAUCCUGAAAUUAAAUGAAGAUUCUAAAGUCCAUGGACUUGUUCUGCAUCUUCCCUCAGCUGCACAAACAAGCAAAAUACUGAACACUGUCAAAAUGGAGAAGGAUGUAGAUGGCGUGUCUGAUAUAAAUGUGGGGAGGCUUGUCCAAGGGGAUGUCAGUGAGGGCUUUGUUCCUCCUUUAGCCAGAGCAGUAAUUGAGCUACUUGAUAAAUCCUUAGAAGGAAAGACGGUUCUAAUCGUUGGGGAGAAUGGACCGAUUGAAGUUGCUCUGCAGUGCCUCAUUCAAAGGAAAGGUGGGGUGGCUGUGAGCUGUGUUUGGAACUCCAACAACCUGCAAAAACAGGCUGAUAUUGUAGUUCUCACCAAUGGAAAACCAGGAGAGAUUCCACCCAACUGCUUGAGCCCAGGAACAACUGUCAUCAACUGUGCUGCUGCUGUUGUGUCAGAGGGACCGAAUAGUCAGCGCAGAGAUGUGAGGAGCAAGGCAGAUAUGGGUGUUGGAACCCUGGCAGCAGCUCUGAGGAUGGAGAAUGUUGUUGAAAGCAGCAGAAGGUGGGUUGAGCGACAGCAGUAUAAGCAAUGGAAUCUCAGAAGCCUGAAACUCCAGCCUCUCUCACCUGUGCCCAGCGACAUUGAGAUUUCCCGAGGCCAGGUUCCAAAGCCUGUCGACCUGCUUGCCAAGGAGAUUGGAUUGCUUGCAGAUGAAAUUGAAGUCUAUGGAAAAGCAAAAGCCAAAGUAAGAUUAUCUCUCCUGGAAAGGUUAAAAGAACAGCCAGAUGGGAAAUAUGUCCUGGUUGCUGGUAUAACACCAACACCACUCGGGGAAGGCAAAAGCACAGUGACUAUAGGACUGGUUCAAGCCCUUACUGCCCAUCUUCAGGUCAAUUCCUUUGCUUGCCUGAGACAGCCUUCACAAGGACCCACCUUUGGAGUUAAAGGCGGUGCUGCGGGAGGUGGUUAUGCUCAAGUCAUUCCAAUGGAGGAGUUCAACCUUCACUUGACCGGAGACAUUCAUGCCAUUACUGCUGCAAAUAACCUUCUCGCUGCUGCAAUUGAUGCUAGGAUCCUUCAUGAAUCUACCCAGUCGGACAAGGCUUUGUAUAAUCGCCUUGUACCUUCAGUUAAUGGAGUGAGAAAAUUUGCUUCAAUUCAGUUGGCUAGGUUACAUAGAUUGGGAAUAAACAAGAGCGACCCAAGCACACUGACGGAAGAGGAGAUUGCCUCAUUUGUACGCCUCGACAUUGACCCAGCAACAGUUACAUGGCAAAGAGUUUUAGAUACAAAUGACAGAUUCUUAAGGAAAAUAACAGUUGGUCAAGCAAACACAGAGAAAGGAUUCAUCCGACAGACACAAUUCGACAUUGCAGUUGCCAGUGAGAUCAUGGCAAUCCUAGCGCUGACAGAUGGGCUGGCUGACAUGAAAGAUAGGCUGGGCAAGAUGGUUGUUGCCAAUGACAAAAAAGGACAUCCAGUGACAGCAGAAGACUUGGGUGUGACUGGAGCUUUAGCUGUUCUCAUGAAAGAUGCCAUUAAACCUACACUGAUGCAGACUCUAGAGGGCAGUCCGGUUUUUGUGCACGCAGGCCCAUUUGCUAACAUCGCACACGGCAACUCUUCUGUUUUGGCAGACAAGAUCGCUCUGAAGUUAGUUGGAGAAGGAGGCUUUGUAGUGACUGAAGCUGGCUUUGGUGCAGACAUUGGAAUGGAAAAAUUUUUCAACAUCAAGUGCCGGGUAUCUGGCCUCUGUCCAAACGUGGUGGUUUUGGUGGCCACAGUGAGAGCUUUAAAGAUGCACGGUGGAGGCCCAAAUGUUUCUGCAGGUGCACCUUUACCUAAAGAAUACACAGAUGAAAAUCUGAAGUUGGUAGCAGAUGGCUGCUGCAAUCUCCAAAAACAAAUCCAGAUUGCUCGUCAUUUUGGGGUGCCGGUGGUUGUUGCAUUGAAUGUAUUCAAGACUGACACUAAAGCAGAAACUGACCUGGUAUGCCAGAUAGCCAAAGAUUCUGGAGCUUUUGAUGCUGUGCCAUGCUACCAUUGGGCAAAAGGAGGCAAGGGCUCUGUGGAACUGGCUAAGGCAGUUAGAGAAGCAGCCAACCAGCAGAAUAGUUUUAAAUUUCUCUAUGACCUACAGCUACCCAUUGUGGAAAAGAUCAGGGCAGUCGCACAGAAGGUCUAUGGGGCUGAGGAUAUUGAACUGUCUCCCGAAGCACAAACUAAAAUAGACAAUUACACCAAGCAGGGCUUUGGAACACUACCCAUCUGCAUGGCAAAGACUCACCUGUCCCUGUCCCACCUACCUGACAAGAAAGGAGUUCCUACUGGCUUUAUUCUGCCCAUUCGGGAUGUGCGAGCCAGCAUUGGGGCAGGAUUUAUUUAUCCACUAGUGGGGACGAUGAGUACAAUGCCAGGCCUUCCCACAAGACCCUGUUUCUAUGACAUUGACCUGGAUCCUGAGACUGAGCAAAUCACUGGCUUAUUCUGAGUUGCCAAUCUUAACCAAGACAAUUAAGAUUCCACAAAAAUGUAUGCUUACUUUGCUUAGGCAAAGAAAUGGAUUAAAAGAAUGCUUCUGGAGGAUAUGGAGAAAGCAAAACUAGAUUGUGCUUCCAUCUGAACUACAACUACUGGAGUCUGCAUAGAUAUUACUGAAUGUUUGUACUUCAUUUGCAGUGUAGAUAAACUUUUCAAAUGCUGCACAAAAACCUACCAAAAGUGCCAAAAUUAAAGCAAAAAAAUGAGUUACAAUUUUCACGUACUGACAGUGCAAGAAUAUGUAUUGUUGGAAGGGCUUAUUACACUGUGUAACACAAUUUUUGUUCCUGGGUAGUAAGUGUUAUUUUGUAAUUGCUUAUGCCUCAAAA
Polyodon spathula (Mississippi paddlefish) is the source of this 3503-nucleotide messenger RNA. RefSeq names its product methylenetetrahydrofolate dehydrogenase (NADP+ dependent) 1 like (gene mthfd1l). NCBI's taxonomy places the organism in Eukaryota, Metazoa, Chordata, Actinopteri, Acipenseriformes, Polyodontidae. The record is from RefSeq and is a predicted model, not a curated record. The transcript is spliced from 28 exons. Gene Ontology annotation, cellular component: cytosol. Gene Ontology annotation, molecular function: methylenetetrahydrofolate dehydrogenase (NADP+) activity; methenyltetrahydrofolate cyclohydrolase activity; ATP binding. Gene Ontology annotation, biological process: tetrahydrofolate interconversion. Bases 35 to 3124 code for a protein of 1029 amino acids.